AUGGAAUCGCCCAUCACCGAAACUGUGGUUACAUUAGAUACUACCAUCACGCUCCACCACAAAAGCGUGACUAGGACGUCUACAGCCAUUGUGAUUACAAUAUCUACCGAGAGCUUGACUGGAACACCAAGCACCAGUGUCCCUACAUUCUCAGCACAAGCAACAACAACCACAGUAUCAGAGCAACUCACAGAGGCAAAGCAAGACUGGAAGGGCAUAGGCAUCAAAGCAGGAGUUGGUGCUGCUGUCUUCUGCUCGUCCUCAUGGGCGUUGGCGUCUUCCUCUGGCGCUGUCACCGUCGUCGUCGCCGUCGUCGUCGUCGUCGUCGUCGCGAGGUUCGCGGAUUGCCUUUAUGGACCGCUUUACCCGUGA
Molecule: messenger RNA, 372 nt
Organism: Aureobasidium namibiae CBS 147.97
Lineage: Eukaryota; Fungi; Ascomycota; Dothideomycetes; Dothideales; Saccotheciaceae
Exons: 1
Coding region: 1-372 (123 amino acids)
Source: RefSeq, a predicted model, not a curated record